CUCCAGCGCCGGAGAGGAGCGGGCGGGAGCGAGGCGCCGGCGGCGGGGACGGAGCGGUGGCCGCGCCCCCGAGACCCGCACCCCGGAGCGAGGCAGCCCGCGCCGGGCGCAGCCGGAACCCGCCGCCAGCCCCAGGCACACGCGCCCCGCGGGAUGAGCGGCGACGAGCUCGCAGGGGGGAGGCGGCCGGGCUCCGGGUCGCCCCCCCGCGCCGAUCGCUGGCCCCCCGCCUCUCCCCCGGCAGGUGCCAGCCCCGUGCCCAGCCCCGGCUCCCCCGGACCCGAGGAGCCACCACAAAAAAGACAAAGAACCGUGGAAGACUUCAACCAGUUCUGCACCUUUGUGUUGGCCUAUGCUGGCUACAUCCCCUACCCCGAGGAGAAUGAACCCUGGAGCCUUGGAGGCAGCAUGAGUCCCCAGAACAGCACAGGCAGCACUCAGGACAGUGACAGCUGGGCCUCAUCCCAUUCCUCUGAUUCCCAAGUACUGCCAGAUGAGGGGAGGAUCAGGAAUGCCAAGUACAAAGGCGGCAACCUGUUCCUGAACUGCCCCGACUUCCCCAGCAGUUUCUAUGCAGUCCAGCCCCAGCAAACCAAGAAGAAACUAUCUGCAAAGAAGCUCAUCUUGGAUCAAGAGAUGGAACAGAAGAUGAUGCUGGCUGGCACGAAGAAUUUAAGUGAUGUUCAACAGCAAAGGAAAGAGUCAGCUGUACUAGAGGAGCAGGCGCCUUAUGUAAUGGGAAAAUGUCUUGAGUCCUUGGUUGUCCCAGCUGGCGAGCUCCGACCCAAAUCCCUGUUGGAGGAGUUCAUGAAGGAAGAAAAGGACUGGACACAUGGGGUUCAGGGGAGUGAGGUGCCAGUAGGAGGCUACUUUCGACCAAAGGAGCAGGAAUCAUGCCCUGAGGAGAGGAGGAGCUCCAGCUGUCAGAAUACUGUGGAUCAAAGCAAAGAGGAGGAGGGUACAAGCAGUGUCAGCUCCCAGCUCAAUUCUUCACCUGUGGAAUUCACAGUGGCACCUCACAACACCAAAUCAGAAGAGGAUGAUGCUUGGGACCUGAUAACCUGCUUCUGCCUGAAGCCCUUUGCAGGGAGACCUAUGAUAGAGUGUAAUGAAUGCACCACCUGGAUCCAUCUCUCUUGCGCCAAGAUUCGCAAAUCCAAUGUGCCUGAGGUCUUCAUCUGCCAGAGAUGCCGUGACGCCAAACAAGAGAUCCGUCGCUCAAACCGAGCCAGAACAGUGCCCCGCAAACGCUUCUGUGACUGAUCCUCUCCCCCAGAGAUAUGGUGAUUGUGGGCGGGGGCCCUUUGUUCUAAGACUAUAGCCCAAGUUGGCUAGACAAUCAAUGCACAGUGAUUAUAGGAGGCCUGUGGCACUGGAAAGUGGGAGCAUUGUGUUGGGCAUGCCCCCUGUACUUCCAACUCCAGGAAGCUGGCAUGUUGAGACUCACUCCAGGAGGAAUAAUCUCUCUUGUGGAGAUCAUGUAAACUAUGUAGCUGAGACAUCAGUUUUGCCAGUGCAGUGGGGCCCAGCAGAAGUCUCUCUCAAUGGAAUCCAGUGCAGUAGGUCAGCCAGAAACCUUCCUGUUGUAAUACACAUGGGGCUCAGUGCCUUUCCCCCAGGCAAUCCAGGAGAGCCUAGUCCAAGUAGUUUCCCUCUGGUAUGGUGACUGCUUAGACUUAUCCCAAGGGUGGUUAUCCCACUGGUGCCCAAUUCCUUUCCUGUGACAACCUUAAGAGUGAGUUUAGUGCUGGUGAAAGUUGUCAGGUGGCUAGUGCCCCCCUCUUCCCCCACACUGUCAUCUUUAAUCUGGGCUGUAUCUGGUUUGUUGAGUGCACAAGCCUCUCCCACUACAAACCAUGCUCUGGAGUGACACCCUUUGGGGGGCGGGGGAGGAAGUUGUCCUCUGUGCUCUCAUAGCCUGUCACUUACAGUGAUGUGGACAUCUGGACCUGAGUUGAGCACCCCUGCCUUCAAACUUGCUUCGUGUGGAGUAAGCAAAGAGAAGCCUCUGACUGCACUCACUAGCUUGAGGUUGGGAAGAGAAGGGCAGUGUGUGGUUACUGUAAAUAUUAAUGGUGACUGUAAAUAAUUUGUAACAGAUGUUUAGAAAAUUAUAAAACAAUUCUUGCUAAACUGUAAAAUGGAGUCCUCUGCUCCCAAACUUCCAGUUGCACUGUAGUCUCCUGUAUGAGGGGACUUAAGGAAUUGUGGCAGGAGCCCAAAACAGGUUGGGGGGAGGGGAGGAGAACCGUUGGAAACUCAUGAGAGGGAGAGUCCACAAGCAGACCCUAGGCAAUGGCUCUCAGGACUUCCCCUGCUGUUGUGCACUGGGCUGUCUCCCAGGAAGCACCCUUGCUGAAUGAUGUGAACAAAGUCCUGACAGCAGAAAGAAAGUGAAGCUUGUCUGAAUUGUCCAAUCCUGUGAAGAAUUAGCAGUCUAGGCUCCUUACUGAAGUUUGAGGAAUGUUAGUGUCUCAGACAGACAUGGGGUCUUUUGUGAGCCUUAUCCACUAUGCAAAUUGCUGCCUCUUAAAGUGGAUGUGCCUGCUAUGAACACACCUUUACAUUUGUAGACAGGAUACUUGCUCUUCUCUCUCUCCCCAAGGAGGACAUGACUGAGCUGGCUGCUCCACAUGUACUAAGUAUUAAAUUCUAUCUUCUAAUUCUCCUUUUACCCACCCACCAAAGAACCAGACCCAUGUGCCUUCUGCACCUUCUAUGCUGCAUUUCAAAGAUGCUGCUCUCCCUGUGCUGGAGGCACUUGAUUUAGUCAUAUAAACUGCAGGUGUUCUGACUCUUGUGCUGCAUGUUGGUACUGAGCUGGACCUCUGCUGCUUGGGGUGGAGGGAAAUGAAAGGAACCUAAGAUCACAAUUCCUAUUUUUCCAAACUUGUGUACUUGGCUGCCAUGAGUCAUCAUCAGUCAGCAAUGUCCCUGUCCCUCUGGAAGGGUUUGCUCCUUGUACCCCUCUCCUGUGGGGGGAAGUUUAGGCCCCUGAAAUGCUUUACACUUUUAUAGUUUAUACUAACUUUUAUUGAAAUUAUGUAAAAUAGCAAAUUCUUGGGAGUGUGGGUGGAAUAUGUAUAUAAUAAAGUACUUUUGCCAUAA
Molecule: messenger RNA, 3108 nt
Organism: Mauremys mutica (yellowpond turtle)
Lineage: Eukaryota; Metazoa; Chordata; Testudines; Geoemydidae
Product: PHD finger protein 23A-like
Exons: 5
Coding region: 154-1263 (369 amino acids)
Biological process (GO): mitotic chromosome condensation
Molecular function (GO): chromatin binding
Source: RefSeq, a predicted model, not a curated record